AUAAUGACAAAGUGCAUAUUUCUUGAGCUGAGAAUAUUUUUGUAUCUGUGUUUCCAUUGUUAGUUUCCAAAAACAAUUACAGGUUGCUAAUACACAUCAACUGGACUGUUCAGUAGAAGCUCCUGUGUUUCUCAUGAUCUCUGACAGCAUCCAGGGGUUCACAUGGAGAAAGCAGAAUAUGCUGAGGUCUGAGAUUUGAUGGAUGGUGAUGUUGGAAAUCUUUUUAUGUGCCCAUUUAUCUCAGUAUAUCUGCUUCAGUGAAAUGUCUCUUCAUAGUUCUAUCCAUUUUCUAAUUUGAUUAUUUUGCUUUUUUUUUUAAGUCGUUCUAGGAUUCUUUAUACAUUCCACAUACCAGUUUUAUGUCAGAUAUAUGGUAGGCAAAUAUUUUCUAUUAUUCAGUACUGUAUUAGUCCAUUUUCACACUGCCUAAACCCUCCUGUGACAACCUGAGACUGGGUAAUUUAUAAACAAAAGAGGUUUAAUUGACUCUUUUCCUAGUUCCGCAUGGCUAGGGAGGCCUCCGGAAACUUACAAUCAUAGAGGAAGGCAAAGGCGAAGCAAGGCACGUCUUGCUUGCAGCAGGAGAGAGAGCGAUCAAAGGAGGAACUAUCACAGAUUUUUAAACCAUGAGAUCUCCUGAGAGCUCACUAUCAUGAGAACGGCUUGGGGAAAACCACCCCCAUGAUCCAGUCACCUCCCACCAGGUCCCUCCCUCAACACCUGAGGUUUAUACUUGAAGAUGAGAUUUGUUGGGGACACUGAGCCAAACCAUAUCAAAUACCUUUUCUUUCAUUGUCUUAAGGUCUUUCACAGACCAAAAGUUUUUAAUUUGGUAAAUACCAGUUGAUUUUUUUUUCUUUAAUGAAUCAUGCUUUUGCUGCUAUGGCUAAGAAUUUUUGAACAAGCUCUUGAUUCUUACGAUUUUAUUGUGAGUAAUUUUUUCUUUCAGUCUCCUACAGGAUACCAUUUUAUGGUUUGAUAUUUUACAUUUAGGCUAUGGUCAAUGUUGAACUAAUGUCUGUACGGUUGUGAAGUUUGAGUAGAGAUGACUUCUUUCCCGCUGUGGAUAUUAAGUUAGCCCCUCAGCAGUUUUUAAAAAUUCUUCAUUCAAUUCCCUUGGUAACUUUGUCAAAAAUCAGUUGGAAGUACCUGUAGAGGCUAUUUUUGUACUCUCUUACUGUAUUGCAUCAAUCCAUAUGUCUUUUAUUGCCCCAAAACCACACAAUUUUUAUUACCUUUCCUAUAUUGGUAGUCUUGAAAUCCAGUGGAGUGAUUCCAGACACUCUAUUUUUGUUUUUUGGUAACUUUUAUGGAUCCAAUCACUGCUAGUUGUGGAUCCCCCACCGAAAUCCCAGUUCCCGGACUGCUAAGCUGCAGGAGACUCCCUAGCAGGAUCGGGUCCAACCUGCAGGCAAAAUAGUUUUAACAUAAACCGUUUUCCACUUGGUAAGUGGAAAACAUUUUGGUUUCCACCAUAAGUGGCCCACACAACUCUGAUUUUUUUACCUUAAAGCGGCGCAGACCCCGCCCACUCCAGCCAUUCCUCCAGGCCGCCCGGGCUCUUCUCUCCGCGCAUGCGCAGUUUCCUACAGUCCCGGAAACGGAUCGCGUUGGGUGAAGGUGACGGCGUCGAGCGACCUCUCUGACCUCAUCUCCUGCCUGUGUCCUCCUCGCUCCCUCUGCUGCAGCCACGCAGGCGUCCUUCCUGUUCCUGGGCCGAGGUUGCUCCUGCCUCAAGGCCUUCACGUGGGCUGUGCAUCUGCUGGAACUCGCUGGCCCCUCAGCUGCAGAAAGGUGGGAGACAAUGCCUUGGAACUGCAAAUCUUCUCUGAGUCUGAAGCAUCCUGCCUGACGCGUUUGCUCACAUUGACCCGUGCCUUCCCUCAGUCCCUCUCAUCUCUACUGAGAUUCCGUCUCACCCUGACCCUGUGACAUGAACUUCUGAAGAGUCCACUGGGCAUGGUCCUGGGAAGGGCUCACACCCAGACAUGGAUGGAGACGGGUUGACAUUCAGGGACGUGGCCAUCGAAUUCUCUCAAGAUGAGUGGAAAUGCCUGAACUCUACACAGAGGACUUUAUACAGGGAUGUGAUGUUGGAGAACUACAGGAACCUGGUCUCCCUGGAGUAUUAUCCUAUGUGGGAGCACAGGAAAGAGCCCUGGACCAUAGAAAGCCAAGUACAAGUAGCAAGAAAACCAAAAGGGUGGGAAUGGAUCAAAGGUGUGAAAACAGAUGGAGUUUCGCUCUUAUUGCCCAAGCUGGAGUGCAAUGGUGCAAUCUCGGCUCACCGCAACCUCCGCCUCCCGGAUUCAAAUGAUUCUCCUGCCUCAGCCUCCCGAGUAGCUGGGAUUACAGAUCAGAGGGGAGGCCUCCACAGUCCUGAUGCCUGGAGCUAUCCGUGCUCCACCCCAUUUCUGGUGCUUGGAAGACCUGCCCACGAGAUGGGAAACACUGGCUGCUCCUUCUUUGCAUCUGAGGCCCCGGGGAGCUGCAAGGAGCUGUCUCAAGCCCUUUCUACCUGUUGUGGUCCCUCAGCCAUUUCUUCUGUUCUGCUUUUGCCACAGUUCGUGGAUCUGUCUCGUAACUGUGUAAUCAAGGAACUAGCACCACAACAGGAAGGUAACCCAGGAGAAGUAUUCCACACAGUGACAUUGGAACAACAUGAAAAACAUGACAUUGAAGAGUUUUGCUUCAGAGAAAUCAAGAAAAAAAUACACGACUUUGACUGUCAGUGGAGAGAUGAUGAAAGAAAUUGCAACAAAGUGACUACGGCCCCAAAAGAAAAUCUUACUUGUAGGAGAGACCAACGCGAUAGAAGAGGUAUAGGAAACAAGUCUAUUAAACAUCAGCUUGGAUUAAGCUUUCUACCACAUCCCCCUGAACUGCAGCAGUUUCAAGCUGAAGGGAAAAUUUAUGAAUGUAACCAUGUUGAGAAGUCUGUCAACCAUGGUUCCUCAGUUUCACCACCCCAAAUAAUUUCUUCUACCGUCAAAACCCAUGUUUCUAAUAAAUAUGGGACUGAUUUCAUCUGUUCUUCAUUACUCACACAAGAACAGAAAUCACGCAUUAGGGAAAAACCUUACAGAUAUAUUGAGUGCGACAAAGCCUUGAAUCAUGGCUCACACAUGACUGUACAUCAGGUAAGUCAUUCUGGAGAGAAAGGAUAUAAAUGUGAUCUGUGUGGCAAGGUCUUUAGUCAAAAAUCAAACCUUGCGCGUCAUUGGAGAGUUCAUACUGGAGAGAAACCAUACAAAUGUAAUGAAUGUGACAGAGGUUUCAGUCGCAACUCAUGCCUUGCACUACAUCGGAGAGUUCACACUGGAGAGAAACCUUACAAAUGUUAUGAGUGUGACAAGGUCUUCAGUCGAAAUUCAUGCCUUGCACUACAUCAGAAAACUCAUAUUGGAGAGAAACCUUACACGUGUAAAGAGUGUGGCAAAGCCUUUAGUGUGAGGUCAACACUUACCAACCAUCAGGUAAUUCAUAGUGGCAAGAAGCCUUACAAAUGCAAUGAGUGUGGCAAGGUGUUCAGUCAGACUUCAAGCCUUGCAACUCAUCAGAGAAUUCACACUGGGGAGAAACCAUACAAGUGUAAUGAAUGUGGUAAAGUCUUCAGUCAGACUUCAAGCCUUGCAAGGCAUUGGAGAAUUCAUACUGGAGAGAAACCUUACAAAUGCAAUGAAUGUGGUAAGGUUUUCAGUUACAAUUCACACCUUGCGAGUCAUCGGAGAGUUCAUACUGGAGAGAAACCUUACAAGUGUAAUGAGUGUGGGAAAGCCUUUAGUGUGCAUUCGAACUUAACUACCCAUCAGGUCAUCCAUACUGGAGAGAAGCCUUACAAAUGUAAUCAAUGUGGCAAAGGCUUCAGUGUGCAUUCAAGCCUAACUACCCAUCAGGUCAUCCAUACUGGAGAAAAACCUUACAAAUGUAAUGAGUGUGGCAAAUCCUUUAGUGUGCGCCCAAACCUCACUAGACAUCAGAUAAUCCAUACUGGAAAGAAACCUUACAAAUGUAGUGAUUGUGGGAAGUCCUUUAGUGUGCGCCCAAACCUCUUCAGACAUCAAAUUAUCCAUACUAAGGAGAAACCUUAUAAAAGAAAUUAAUAUGGCAAGGUCUUCAGUCAAAGUUUAAAUCCUGUGAGUCAUCAAAGAAUUUAUACCAGAGAGAAACCAUACAAGUAUAAUAAAUGUGGCAAGGUUUUCAGUCACAAUUCACUCCUACACAGCAUCAGAGAAUUUCAUUCUUGAGAGAAUCCUUACGAGUACAGCAAACCUUUCAUCACAAGUUCAAGCAUUCAUUGACAUCAGAGUCCAUGCUAAAGAGAAAUCAUAUACACCUAACUGUGUGGCAGAGGCUUCAUUUAGGUCUCACAACUCACUAGACAUCAAAAUGUGUAAACAUCUUUGUAUAUUUUGUGCAUGUUGAAGCUGUUAACCAAGGAUCAAAACUGUAACACAUCCAAGGAUUUAUGUGAGGAAUAAUUCAGUCUAGUUGUGCUGAUAAACUUUUCAUAUUACACAUUGUAGAACAAAUGCAAGCCCAAAUGUGUUAAAACUCACACAACAUGAUAUAUAUUAAAGGUUGCAGGAUGUUUGAAGUCA
Messenger RNA from Pan troglodytes (chimpanzee), 4601 nucleotides. RefSeq names its product zinc finger protein 415 (gene ZNF415). Gene Ontology annotation, cellular component: nucleoplasm; nucleus. The transcript has 8 exons. Lineage: Eukaryota; Metazoa; Chordata; Mammalia; Primates; Hominidae. Gene Ontology annotation, molecular function: DNA-binding transcription repressor activity, RNA polymerase II-specific; RNA polymerase II cis-regulatory region sequence-specific DNA binding. The record is from RefSeq and is a predicted model, not a curated record. Gene Ontology annotation, biological process: regulation of immune system process; regulation of cytokine production; embryo development. The coding region runs from base 1989 to 4103 and encodes 704 amino acids.